AACUUUCCUCUUUUUUUUUCAGAUCUGAGACAAAAUAUUAUUUUUUAAAAAAGGCUCCAGGUAUGGAGGCUGUUGCAAAGCAUGAUUUCAAUGCAACAGCUGAUGAUGAGCUGAGCUUCAGGAAAAAUCAAGUCCUAAAGAUCCUCAAUAUGGAAGAUGACAUGAACUGGUACAAGGCUGAGCUUGAGGGGAGAGAAGGACUUGUUCCCAGUAAUUAUAUUGAAAUGAGACCUCAUGAUUGGUAUUAUGGAAGGAUAACGAGAGCAGAUGCAGAGCGACUUCUGCAGAACAAACACGAGGGUGCUUUCCUGGUCAGGGUGAGCGAGAGCUCUCCUGGUGACUUCUCCCUUUCUGUCAAGUGUGGAGAUGGGGUACAACACUUCAAAGUGCUCCGGGACCCCCAGUGCAAGUUUUUCCUAUGGGUCACCAAGUUCUCCUCCCUCAACGAACUGGUUGAUUAUCACCGUUCCACGUCCAUCUCCCGCUCCCAGGUCGUCAUGUUGCGAGACAUGGUUCCUGAAGAGUUCUAUAGCAUGGAGGACUCUGAUUUCAAGUGCAAUUUGCAGAUGUUGGUGCAAGCAUUGUACGACUUCGUCCCCCAAGAGGCAGGCGAGCUGGAAUUUAGAAGAGGGGAUGUGAUCACCGUCACAGAUCGUUCCGACCAGAACUGGUGGACAGGGGAGAUUGGGAACCGGAGAGGGUAUUUCCCUGCCACCUAUGUCACUCCAUACCACUCAUAG
This is a messenger RNA of Darwinula stevensoni, 740 nucleotides long. The record is from the annotation of a GenBank genome assembly. Lineage: Eukaryota; Metazoa; Arthropoda; Ostracoda; Podocopida; Darwinulidae.